AUGAAUCCGAUGAAUGGCCCCGGGGCGCCUGCUCUUUGGCAGGAGGCUCGCAACGCCGAUGGAAGGGUAUACUACUACAAUGUCCAGACAAAAGCCACGCAAUGGAAUAAGCCCGUGGAGUUGAUGACGCCCGUCGAGCGUGCUCUGGCAAAUCAACCAUGGAAAGAGUAUACUGCCGAUGGUGGUCGAAAGUACUGGUACAAUACGGAGACCAAGCAAAGCACUUGGGAGAUACCAGAUGUCUAUAAGAAUGCUUUGGCGCAAGCUCAGACGGCCCAACCUCCGCCCGCAGCGGGGCCAACAUUUGUCGCGGGCGGUGUUAGCUCGUUUUCCUCCUAUCCACAGCAACGUGAACGUGACGACUACGACCGAGGAUAUGGCGAUCGGCGUGGUGGAUAUGGCUCCGGUGAUGCCAAUGGGCUUGUGGCUGCCCCUAUGCUGGGGGCGACUACAGAGCCAGAGUACAGUUCAGUUGAGGAGGCGGAAAAUGCGUUCAUGAAGAUGCUCAGACGCCAUAAUGUACAACCGGAUUGGUCUUGGGAGCAAACUAUUCGCGCAACGGUUAAAGAUCCUCAGUACCGUGCUCUGAAAGACCCCAAAGACCGCAAGGCAGCCUUUGAAAAAUACGCGGUCGAGGUUCGCAUGCAGGAAAAGGAUCGGGCGAAAGAAAGAUUCGCUAAGCUCAGAGCAGAUUUCAAUACCAUGCUGAAGCGUCAUCCUGAAAUCAAGCAUUAUAGUCGCUGGAAGACCAUUCGGCCGAUUAUUGAGGGUGAGACUAUCUUCAGAUCUACGGACGAUGAGGAUGAAAGGCGCCAACUCUUCGAGGAGUACAUUCUUGAACUCAAGAAAGAACACGCUGAGAAGGAAUCCGUUAAGCGUAAAGCUGCAAUGGAUGAACUAGUAAAUAUCCUGAAGUCACUCGAGCUCGAGCCGUACACACGGUGGUCUGAAGCGCAUGCCAUCAUCCAGUCAAAUGAUCAGGUGCAAAAUGACGAUAAGUUCAAAUCCCUCAGCAAGUCUGAUAUUUUAACUGUCUUUGAAAACCAUAUCAAGUCUCUUGAACGGGCAUUCAACGAUGCGCGUCAACAACAGAAAGCCGCAAAGGCAAGAAAAGAGCGUCAUGCUCGUGAGCAGUUCACUGAACUUCUGAAAGAGCUGAGGUCUCAAGGCAAGAUCAAGGCCGGCAGCAAAUGGAUGAACAUCUACCCAUUGAUUAAGGAAGACCCACGUUAUCUUGGAAUCUUGGGUAAUUCGGGUUCAUCUCCCCUAGAUCUCUUUUGGGAUGUGGUUGAGGAAGAAGAGCGGUCACUUCGAGGCCCGCGAAAUGAUGUUUUGGAUGUUCUUGAUGACAAACGCUUCGAUGUUACGCCCAAGACUACCUUCGAAGAAUUCAAUACCGUCGUGCUUGCUGAUCGCCGCACAGCCAAUCUUGAUCAAGAGAUCCUUCAGCUUAUCUUCCAGCGCAUUCAGGAUAAAGCAAUUCGACGGACUGAAGAGGAAAAGCAUGCGGCCGACCGUCAUCAGCGCCGUGCUGUUGAUGCCUUACGCUCGCGAAUCAAACGUCUGGAGCCUCCUGUCCGACCGACAGAUACUUGGGAUCAAGUGCGGCCCAGAGUAGAAAAAUACGAAGAGUAUAAGGCCAUCGAUUCGGAUGAACUUCGACAAUCUGCCUUUGACAAGGUUAUUCGCCGCCUCAAGGAGAAGGAAGAGGAUACCGAUCGGGACCGUGACCGAGAUCGUGGUAGCCGACGCGAUCAUUAUGACCGCAGUGACCGUGAUCAUCGUAGUUAUAGAGGCGAGAGGCGAGGAGCCUCUAGUCGUCUUAGUCGUACCCCAGAACCGGAUGCCUACGAGGCAGACCGGCGUAAAGCCCAGGCAGACCGCGAGCGCUCCUACCGGAAGGUUAGUGGGCUCUCACCGGUGCGAGAGAGGCGAGAAGAGCGUGAUCGAGAAAGGGACCGAGAUAGGGAUCGCUACCGCGAGCGUGACCGUGACCGCGAACGUGAUCGUGAUCGUGAUCGCGAUUGGGAACGUGAACGAAGCACUCGUUCUCUCAGCCACUAUGACCGCGAACGCCGCGACCGAGAAGAAGAGCGUGAAAGACUCUAUCGCACCCGCGGUGAUCCACGGGGCAGUCGGGACGAACUGGACUACGGCGCGGACACUCGAAGUACCGUCAGCAAUGACCGUAGGCGCAGGCGUGAUAGCGACACGGAAAGCGUUGCCAGUCGCUCUGCCAAACGGUAUCGUCGCGACAGCCGCGAACGGGAGCGCAGUGGAGGUCCCAAGCGUGAGAAAGACCGUCGCGAGCGCACCCCAGCCGUAGAGGAAGCAAAGAAGGAGGAGAAGGCCGUUCAUUCUGGUAGUGAAGAAGGAGAGAUCGAGGAAGAUUAA
Messenger RNA from Aspergillus oryzae RIB40, 2394 nucleotides. RefSeq names its product snoRNA-splicing protein PRP40. The coding region runs from base 1 to 2394 and encodes 797 amino acids. Gene Ontology annotation, biological process: mRNA cis splicing, via spliceosome. Gene Ontology annotation, molecular function: protein binding; RNA binding. The transcript has 4 exons. The record is from RefSeq and is a predicted model, not a curated record. Gene Ontology annotation, cellular component: U2-type prespliceosome; U1 snRNP. NCBI's taxonomy places the organism in Eukaryota, Fungi, Ascomycota, Eurotiomycetes, Eurotiales, Aspergillaceae.